GUCUCCACCGCGGCGCAGUGGAUUUUCUGAAGGCUGCGGCGCGGGCCGCAUGCCAACAUCGCAGUUGACCUCGCCCGACCCUAUUAAAACAAGAUACAUCGACAACUCGACAUAGUAUCUCCUUUAUUCCCAACCAUGAAGUUCCUCCUAUGUUGUUUCUUUAUCGCGACACUCGCGAAGGUGGCGCUACCGGCGCCCGCGGACGGGUUUGUGUUCCCUGACGACGUGCGGAGCGGGAAGAAAUUGGAGCCCAUUAUAACGCCACCAGUUUUGCCUGUUUUGGAACAUUUGGAGCGAGAUCCUUCUACGUUGAUCAACGAGCCAGCGAAGCGAACGUUUCCUAGUCCAGUGAAGCCCAGGUUCUUUGGGGGUGGGUUUAACGUGGCGCCUUCGGGAAAUGGGGGGCUGACGGCCAGUGUGAGCAGCAGUGGUAGUGCCGGCAGUGCCAGUCAUUCCGCUUCACAAUCUUUCUCUUUCGGAUUUAACGAAGGAUUUGGAGCAUCGCAGUCGGCGAGCCAAUCGUCGUCUUUUGGAUUUGGAGGGUUCAGCGGCAGCCAAGCUAGCAGUCAAUCAGCUUCGUUCAGCGGCCCUGGGGGCUCCGCGUCCGGGGCGGCUUCGUCUGCUUCGUCCGUCGCGGGCAGCUUCGGGUCCGGAAGUCAGAGUGCUUCGCAAAGCUUCGGCUUCAACUCCGCUUUAGGAGGUUUUGGACAGUCUGAGCCGACAUACGACAACGUUGCCUUCGACGUGAGACACCGAGGCGUUCCCAACUUCCCGUUCCCAGGGUUCCUAGGACGAGGCAAGAGCGUGGGAGCGGCUUCCUUCAGGAAAGGACCUACUACUAAGGGCGCUGACGAUUUCGUAUCAGUCUUCAUAUCUAACUAGUCGUACCAGUGCAUGUAUUUUUAUUUAUUGUGAGAUUUAAGUGUGAAGGAUCAUAUCCUAUAAAAUGUAGUCACUGACAGAACUGGAUGAUAACUGAAAACAGGAAUUUGUAACGUUUAUUUAUUUUUAUAGUGUGUGACUACAUGUCUACAUAGAGUGUUUAAAAAUAUGUGAAUGUCAUACUCGUAGAAAUCACAAUAAUAUUGUCCGAUAUUAUUCCCAUUUGGGUUAAACUAAAUGUAUGGUGACAAGUAUAAAGAUGUCGUCUCUGCAUACUCCACCCCGAAAGAGGCGUGAUUUUAUCUAUUACUAGAGGCCGCCCGCGACUUUGUCCACGUAGAAUCAAUCCCACGGGAACUCCGGGAUAAAAAGUAGCCUAUAGGUUAUUCUGGGUCUUCACCUACCUACAAACCAAAUUUCAUCGUAGUCGGUUUAGUAGUUUUUGCGUGAAAGAGUAACAAACAUCCAUACUGACAUCCCGACAUGCUCACAAACUUUCGAAUUUAUAAUAUUAGUAAGAUUACUGCGAUUUUUGUGGUCAGUUAGUUCAGAAAUUGCCUUAACACUUUUCUAGUAACUCCAAGGGAGGAAGAGAAAGCUUCUUUUCAGGCAUCAAUUUACAUAAAUAAUGUUAUAAACGGACAUAAUUAUAAAUUGUAAAUGGAGAAAGCAGUGGCGAAACAGUAAAUUGAAACAGCCAAAGUUAGAUAUAAUAAUUUUAUUAUUCAUCACAAAUUACUUCGAUGUCGUUAAACAUCAAGUCAUCACUAGAUUUAAGGUAAAAAUUUAACUUUAUAAAAACUGUAACGAGUUAUUAAAACAUAGACUUUCUUCGCAUAUACUCAUAAGAUAACAUCUCGAUAACGAUUAAUAUUUUGAUAAACUUUUCAUAUGAAUUUUCAAAUUUGGGUGUGGCGCCGAAAGGGUUUCUUCAUACUUGAGACAUAUAAAAGUGCUGUCUUAUUAUAGCCAUCAAAAAUUGAACUUAGAAUAAGUAAAUUACUUCUCACAAUGAGCAAUACUCAUAAUUAGUUUUUUAGAAUAAAAGAAAUAAAGAAAGACACCAAAAAAGAAAUAUAUUGUUGCAAACUCACAUUGACUGAGUGCUCAUUUGACAAUGUGCACAAUAUUAUUCUAUUUAUAAAAUGUUUUGAGUAUGAUGAUAUAAUCCAGAUCUCUUAAACAUACUCAUCAUUUAGCUCGCUCAAUUUUAAAAUGUGUUCAGUAUGAAACAAUGAUAUUAAUUAUUUUUCAUGUACGUAUAACGACAUUAUUAUAUAUAACAUGAUUAUACCUUAUUAUUAUUGAUUUACCUAAAAUUAAAUCUAAAGUCCAUCUUUAUAAGUAUUGAAAUAAAGUUAAACAAUCUUGAUAUGUUUAUUUGUUAAAACAGUUUGAAAAAAAAAGCUUCAUGAAAUAUGACUGUUGUAAUGAACUUUUUAUUAAGUAUACUUUAUUUUAUAAAUGUAUUUUUCAACAAAAAGACCUAUUAAAGUUGGUUUAUCUUCAUUUAGUGAAAAAAAUUUACUACGAGUACGCAGCUUAACUGACUUGGCGAAGGUAGUUAAAAGUAGUCUUAUUAUUUAUUUAAUAUCAAUUACGAUACGACUUACAAUACAAAGUAAUU
This is a messenger RNA of Amyelois transitella, 2509 nucleotides long. Its product is annotated as nuclear pore complex protein Nup214. The transcript has 3 exons. The coding region runs from base 136 to 882 and encodes 248 amino acids. NCBI's taxonomy places the organism in Eukaryota, Metazoa, Arthropoda, Insecta, Lepidoptera, Pyralidae. The record is from RefSeq and is a predicted model, not a curated record.